Messenger RNA from Caenorhabditis sp. 36 PRJEB53466, 689 nucleotides. The record is from the annotation of a GenBank genome assembly. NCBI's taxonomy places the organism in Eukaryota, Metazoa, Nematoda, Chromadorea, Rhabditida, Rhabditidae.
AUGCUUCAAGUAGGUGACAAAAAACAGAUUUUUUCAUAAUGGUUUGUAGUGUGGCACACCGCCACAAAUUCGAAAGCUGUUCAUCGGUGGAUUGAGUCAGGAGACGACGAGUGUGCAGGUUAGAGGACCGAGCCGAUAGGGACCACAUCAUUUUCAGCUCCGCGAGUACUUCUCCCGGUGGGGACCCGUCGUCGAUGCGAUCGUGAUGCGUGACAUGAGCACAAAACAGUCGCGCGGCUUCGGUUUUGUCACUUUCGGCUCGGUGUUCAGUGCGGAACUGGCGAUGAUGACGAGGCCGCACGUGAUCGGCGGAAGGAAGGUACGUACGAGCAACUGGGACCAAUGGGACCAUGUCGGUCUUGCAGGUCGAUUCGAAAAGAGCCAUUCCACGCGAUCAGAUGGUUCCACCGCAGCCGGUCCCGUUCCUGAGUGUCCAAGUGGCCGCGGAGCCUGGCUGUUCGGUCCUUUUGAGUGGGAUCAUCGAACGGAUCCAUUCGAUCGACGCGCUUCGGAUCUAUUUCGACACCUUCGGAACGCUGGAUCAAAUCCAACUUCGCGUCCAACCACCGGGACCGGCAGUUGUGAUUUUCGCGGAAAAGGCGUCGGCGGACCGGUGUCUGGCACACAAUUCCGGUUGCCACGUGGUCAACGGACAGCGGAUCCAGGUGACCGAGGCCCCAGACGACUAG